Pyrgilauda ruficollis (rufous-necked snowfinch) is the source of this 381-nucleotide messenger RNA. Its product is annotated as gamma-aminobutyric acid type B receptor subunit 1-like. The annotation marks the transcript as partial. The record is from RefSeq and is a predicted model, not a curated record. Lineage: Eukaryota; Metazoa; Chordata; Aves; Passeriformes; Passeridae. The transcript is spliced from 3 exons. Gene Ontology annotation, cellular component: membrane; G protein-coupled receptor heterodimeric complex. Gene Ontology annotation, biological process: gamma-aminobutyric acid signaling pathway; G protein-coupled receptor signaling pathway. Gene Ontology annotation, molecular function: G protein-coupled GABA receptor activity.
AUGUCCCCAUGUCCCCACCAGACCCUGGACGACCUCGACCGGCGCGUGAAGGAGGCCGGGCUGGAGAUCACCUUCCGCCAGAGCUUCUUCUCCGACCCCUCCGCGUCCGUCCGCAACCUCAAGCGCCAGGACGCCCGGAUCAUCGUGGGGCUCUUCUACGAGACGGUGGCGAGGAAGGUCUUCUGUGAGGUCUACAAGGAGAAGCUCUACGGCAAGAAGUACGUCUGGUUCCUGAUUGGCUGGUACGCCAACAAAUGGUUCCGCACGCCGGACCCUUCCAUCAACUGCACCGAGGCCGAGAUGGCCGAGGCCGUCGAAGGUCACAUCACCACCGAGAUCGUCAUGCUCAACCCCGAGAACACGCGCAGCAUCUCCAACAUG